Messenger RNA from Arabis nemorensis, 822 nucleotides. The record is from the annotation of a GenBank genome assembly. NCBI's taxonomy places the organism in Eukaryota, Viridiplantae, Streptophyta, Magnoliopsida, Brassicales, Brassicaceae.
AUGUCGAUGUGUUGCAGGAGCUGUAAGAGUAAGGCUUGGGUUGUGAUUGAUCACGCGGCGAGGAAGACAAGUUGCUCAGAGUGUGGUUUUGAUUUUGGAUAUUACGCAAUCAAAGAAGAAGGUGUCGAUUUAGCGGAGAUCGAUACCGUUCGUCUCGGUGAUUCGACUUCGUUCGAUGAUUUCUUGUCCUCUUUUAAUGGAAAUCCACAGAAACUUAGCUCCGAUCUCGUCUCCAUCUCAGCUAUGUGCGAUAGGUUGGGUCUUCUUGCAACAGUUAAGAGUCAGGCUUAUGAGAUCUUAAAGAAAGUGGAGUAUAAAAGCAGGAAAAGAAAUCGAAACGCCUUUUUCGCUGCUUGUAUCUACGUUGCUUGUCGACAAAACGAUAUGACUCGGUCUAUUUGGGAAAUAUUCUCUGUUGCCAAUGGAGCAACGCGUUCGGAUAUUAACAAGGCGAUUGGGGUCAUAGCUAAGACACUGAACAUCGAGAAAAAUUGGUUGAUGCGUAUCAAAGCUGCUGGAUUUAUAGAUCGGUUUUGCUCUAGCCUUGGAAUGUGUAGCCAAGCAGUUAACGCUGCUCACGAAGCUGCGAAAAGUUUUGAAUGUGUUAAUAGUAGUAGUUCUCCUCUAUCAGUUGCAGCAGCAGUCAUAUAUGCCAUUGCUCGACUUUCUGAUCAAAAGAAGCCGCUCAAAGGUAUAGUAAAGGCCACUGGAGUUGCAGAAAACACUAUACGAAAAACAUACAGGAGCUUGUAUCCACAUCUGUCAACAAUAAUACCGAAGUGGUUUGCCGAGGCAAAAGACAUGAAUGCUUUGCAUUCCUAG